UCUCAAGAAUACGCAGUGACACCAAACUCAAACCACCAACGACAGAAAACAGAAGUAGCUUUUGACUUUCCUUCCUCAAAGCAUCGUUUACUGACAUCUUUCUUUUUUCUUUUUUGGCCAUAGCGGCUUUAUUUGACAGACAGACAGGAAGGCAGGAGGAGAGAUGGGGGAAGACACGCAGCAGAGUGACAGGUUGAGACGCGAACCUGCGCUGCCUGCUUUCUUGCCUCGCGGCAUAAAAGGCCGCCUGCUCUUCCGCUGAGCCACCCCAGCGCCCAUUACUGACAUCUUUCUGUGAAAAAGAUCUGAACCUGAACCUCAGUGACUGCAACAUCUGGUCAUGCUGGAUGAGCACGAUGAGUUUUUGGAUAAGAGGGGUAACAUUAGCAAGUUUUACAACAAUGAAUUCUACACAGCGAUCAUGGAAGAGGACUUGCAACAAAUUGAAGAACUGACUGAGAAACAUGGGAGCAACUUCCUCAUUGAGAUACGAGUAGCUAAAGAGGCCUUCUGGAAGGGCUUUGCUAUCCUUCCCCUUCACCUGGCUGCCUCUAACAGAAGAGUACACAGCAUGCAGAGCCUGCUGUCAGCAGGAGCAGACCCUGAGAUGAGAGACACACUUGGUCGAACCCCGCUGCACUUGCUGAUAACCAGUUGGCCGAGCAUCCUGAAUACUUUCCCAAAACCAGAUUCCAAGUUCCAGACUAGAGUGACCAGUGUGUCUACGCGGGCAAAGGCCUGUUUAAGGCUCCUCUGUGAACAUGGUGUAAACAUCAACGCUAAGGUGGAGGGAAAAGGUCACCAGACAGCUCUUCAUUUAUCAGUACGCUACAGAGCACUAUCUGCUGUCCAAACACUGGCCUGCUAUGGUGCUGAUGUUAAUGCUGUGGAUGGCAGUGGGAUGGCACCUCUGCAUAUGGCUGCUGGGAUACUGCAUAAAGAUAUUAUUGCCAGUCUGAUCAGGCAUGGAGCAUAUGUUAACAUGGGGGUGCAGCACACUGGGAACACCCCUCUACACCUCGCUGCUGUGGCAAUGGCUACAAAGACCACUAAAACCCUGGAAGACGGCAUUAGCAGCAUCUCUGAGCUGCUUGAGCAGGGCGCUGAUCCCAACGCAGUGAACAAGGCCGGAAUGACGCCUUUACACGAGGCAUGCAGCAUGGGAAACGAGGAGCUCACAGACCUGCUGCUGAGCUACGGCGCUGACAUCAACAAGCUGAGCGAAGCAGGGGAGAACUGUCUAUACCUUUUUCUGCACAGGCCUAAUGUGAGAAAUGUCUCUCUGCUAGUGAAGCUCCUCAACCUGACUUCCCCACUUACUGUAUACAACCCAAACGGCCACCUGCCCUUCAUCUUGACAAAACCAUGUUUCUUUAAACAGAGAGAACACCUGCUGAAGUUAACUCAACAGCCAAAGAGACUUCAGGAUAUUUGUAAGACGGACAUUUAUCUAAAACACCUCAGAGGCAAAAGGGAAGAAGUGAGGAAAUCCCUGCCUGACAGACUAUACGACUUUGUCUUCAACCACUGGGAGAAUGUACGUAACAUCUCCUUUGUGACAGACGGUGAACAGGAAUUAGUUAAAUAAUUUAUUUCCUGUUACUCCUAGCUGACACCAGCUCCACCUGACUGCAAACGUCUCCAUUAAGCUAUAGACUAACCUCAAAC
This is a messenger RNA of Archocentrus centrarchus (flier cichlid), 1668 nucleotides long. Its product is annotated as ankyrin repeat domain-containing protein 61. Lineage: Eukaryota; Metazoa; Chordata; Actinopteri; Cichliformes; Cichlidae. The transcript has 5 exons. The record is from RefSeq and is a predicted model, not a curated record. The coding region runs from base 341 to 1588 and encodes 415 amino acids. Gene Ontology annotation, molecular function: protein binding.